Thermochaetoides thermophila DSM 1495 is the source of this 1908-nucleotide messenger RNA. Its product is annotated as BTB/POZ domain-containing protein. The record is from RefSeq and is a predicted model, not a curated record. Gene Ontology annotation, molecular function: protein binding. NCBI's taxonomy places the organism in Eukaryota, Fungi, Ascomycota, Sordariomycetes, Sordariales, Chaetomiaceae. Bases 1 to 1908 code for a protein of 635 amino acids. Gene Ontology annotation, cellular component: ubiquitin ligase complex; cytoplasm. The transcript is spliced from 3 exons.
AUGAGUUUCCGAAAGUUUGAGUUAGAAAACAAGCUCAAGGAGGACAAUAAUCUGAUACGAGCUGGUGUGCUCAGAAAUGACCAUCCCCUUGAUACGUCCAGGGAGUUCCAAGACUUUCUGCAGGCCUGUCGUCGCGGAGACUUGAAGUACUGCCAGGAAGCCAUAUCCAACGGCAUCAAUAUUAAUGCGCGAGACCAGUUUGACUACACGCCGCUUGUCAUUGCUAGUUUAUGUGGCCAUUACGAGCUGGUCCAGCUGCUGUUAGAAUCUGGCGUUAUCGCUGAUCCCGGCUCGUUCGAGCGUGAAAGAGCCGUCUAUAAUGCGCUCAAUGACAAAAUACGGAACUUGCUGUUGUCUUAUGACUAUAGCAAGUCUUCGGACCCUUUGCAACCCUGGUCCUCGCAUAUUACCUCUCUGCUUGUGCGGGAUUCUCCCCACACUUCUGACAUAGUCUUGACUCUCUCCAACGAGCACUUCUCCCUGCACAAGUUCAUUCUCUGCGCCAGGUCGCCUUACUUCAUGCGAAAGCUUUCUGAAACUCCCGAGACAACCACCUGGAAGGUGUCGCCGAGCAUUCCUGUCGAGGCUUUACGCAUUGUCUUGCGCUACCUUUACCUUGGCGAACUUCCUCGUGACCUGGUUCCUCCACGAAGUGCAGUUUCUGAAGAGGAAGUUUUCAGCGGCAUCGACAAGUUGUGCCGGCAGCUUGAGCUAGAAAAGUUAUGGGAAGAAGUGUUAUCCAUAAAUGAUCGCCGCCUGGCAAGACAACGACAUCAAGACGAGGUGCAGCGCGCACAGGCUCAAAUAGAAGCCUUCUUCAACGAAACUGUGCUCAAGCACAAAAUGAUUGUCGAUACUGCUGAGGUUGCUGAUGUCAAAUGGCCACACCAUAACGCCAUUUUUGCCAACUGCUUGUUGAGGGCAGAUGAGCCUUUACCGCCAGAGGAGGAGGAGGAGGAGAAGGAUAACGACGAUCACGAUCAAGAAAGUUCCAUUCCUGUGAACGGAACCACCAUUCCCAUCGGACCAACAUCCAGCCAUAGAAUUUUCAAUGGUACUAGCAAGCGCAUACGUCGUUCGGUGCUCUUUCCAGCACACAAAGCAUUCCUGAUUCGCAGCCCAUAUUUCGAGACCAUGUUCGCCUCCGACUUUAGGGAGGCCUAUGACACAGCAACACUACACGUAAUCACAGUUGACUGCACCCCCCCGGUCCUAGAGAUCAUUUUGCGCUUUCUGUAUACUGAAAAAUUCUCUUGCCCGCUAGAGCAUGCUCUGGAUCUCCUCUACACAGCAGAUAUGCUUCUGCUGGAACAGCUGAAGACGAAGGCGGCUGCAACAAUCUCGACACUCGGAAGCGGCAACAGCAAUGUUUUGGUCGACCGGACCCAUCUGAACCAGGCGUGUGCUCCUAAAUCAAAAGGGUCAAAUACGUCAGAGCCCGAACCAGAGCCCAUUAAUGUGUACGAUGUUAUUCAUGCCGCUUGGGAUCUCAAGAUUCAGCGUCUUGAAGAAUUUGCCGCCCGCUAUCUGGCCUCACGGCUAGAAGACUACGUCGAGACGGACGAGUUCGCGGAGCUCAUCCGCGAGAGCGCAGCCAGACUGAAAAGCGAACGUCACGAGACCGACACAAUCGAGCUGCUCGACGACAUACGAUAUUAUCUGGGUGAACGUUUUCGCUUGCGGUUUGAGGGCGGUGGGAUCGGUGAGCUUUUGGCUGGUGGUCUGGAGGAGGGAGAAGGGGAACGGGGCCAACGAAAGACGAAUGCUGAAACUGGAGGUGACCUUGGCGGUGUCCGGGCGCUUAAUGGGCAAGUGGUUGAAGAUGAGUUCGCAUCGGAUGCGGUCAACUAUCAUGUGCUGAUGGAGAAGAUCGACAAGAUGCUCGAGAAGCUCAAUCUUGGCGCUUAG